CCUAUUUUUUUUUAAAGGAACCGAGUGUAUUUUUUUUUUCUUUUUUUCUUUUUUUUUUUUUUUUUUUUUUUUAAUUUUUUCUGUUCGCUGUGGCCGGCCGAGGGACUAAGCCGAGAUCAAUGAAGGAAAGAAGAGCCAGCCAGAAGUUAUCGAGCAAGGCGGUGAUGGAUCCCAACCAGAACGUGAAGUGCAAGAUCGUGGUGGUAGGGGACAGCCAGUGCGGGAAGACCGCCCUGCUUCACGUUUUUGCCAAGGACUGCUUCCCUGAGAGCUACGUCCCCACCGUUUUCGAGAACUAUACGGCCAGCUUUGAGAUCGACACGCAGCGCAUCGAGCUCAGCCUCUGGGACACCUCGGGAUCUCCUUAUUAUGACAAUGUCCGCCCGCUCUCCUAUCCAGAUUCUGAUGCUGUCCUGAUUUGCUUUGACAUCAGUCGGCCAGAAACCCUUGACAGUGUGCUAAAAAAGUGGAAAGGUGAAAUCCAGGAGUUCUGUCCGAACACCAAGAUGCUUUUGGUUGGUUGCAAGUCGGAUCUGCGCACGGAUGUCAGCACGCUCGUGGAGCUUUCCAACCACAGGCAGACCCCCGUGUCCUACGAUCAGGGUGCAAAUAUGGCCAAACAGAUUGGAGCAGCCACGUACAUCGAAUGCUCAGCCUUACAGUCGGAAAACAGCGUCAGAGACAUUUUUCACGUUGCCACCUUGGCGUGUGUGAAUAAAACAAACAAAAACGUGAAACGAAACAAAUCGCAGAGGGCAACAAAGAGGAUUUCACACAUGCCUGGCAGGCCAGAACUGUCCACAGUGGCGACGGACUUGCGAAAGGACAAAGCAAAGAGUUGCACGGUGAUGUGAAAGGACCUCGGGUUUUCCUGGAGAAGGGAGGAAGAGGAGCGUCCGGGAGGGGUGAAGGCUCAAUGAAGUACCCAGCCACAUGGUAUUUUAUCGAGGGCUUGUUGCCAGCGCUUUCAAAACGGAGACUCUUCGCCUCUUUGUGUGAGACUGUGUUUAGGAAUUGAGCAGCGAGAAGAAAUGGCUCUGCACGAGGUGGCAUCAGGAAACGAUAACGUUGAAGAAAAUGCCAAAAAAAAAAAAAAAAGCCAAAAGGAAAAAAGGGAAAGGUGUUUGUGUGUGCUGAGAAAAGAGAGAGUGAAUGGGAAAAAUAACACUGCAGAGAAGAGAGAUGUCAUUGACAGUGCUUGUUUCUUUUAUUAACGCUCUACUCCUGGAUGCUACCACUUUGAUUUCAUUAAAAUAAUACUUUACUGUUUGGUUUUUUUUUUUUAAAAAAAGACGUCGUUAUUAAUAUGCCCUCCUCAUUAAGGAACUACCCCUGUGACCUUCUAGUUGGUUUUCCAAAGGAUAUGAUCUAAUUUUUUUAGUAGCUCAUCGUUAAAAUGGAGAGGAUGCCGAGGCCUGUGUGUCACUGAGAGGAAAACACUCUACGUGAGAAGUCUGGAGUUUUGCCUUCCUGAGACAGCAGCGUUUGAGCACGUUGGUAACGAAGACAACCAUUUGAGAUUUCCCAGUAUUACCAGUGCCCCUGCACUGUGGAUAUUACAUGGAUCAAAUUGGGGUGUUGGGGGGGCAAAAUCUGCCCCCGUUGCAGGACUCUCUGACUUUGUGUUCCUCUUUGUGAUUGUGAUUUAGAGUGGAGAUGAUCUUCCAGUUCUGGUGUGUACUGUAUGGGUAUGUUGCUGUAGGUUCAAGUGAAAGGUGCUAAGAGCUAUGAUGACAAAUGAUCCUUAAUUUUACAACCAUGAUAAUUGGUUAAGCCUUACUGCCCAUCUGGGGAAAGCCCCCAGACUCCUGCUCCUGCUGGGAGCUGGAGAGCGGAGUGGAUCCCGGGAUCUAGCCCUCCGUAAAUGCUAUGGAGGUGGUUCUUCUCUGCCAUCUUCUUGGCAAAAACCCCAAGAAUCUGCAAAUGAGCCAGCAGAACCAGAUGAUGGUUUGUUAGGCUCGUGGUUUUUUGGGGGCUUUGCAGACUUUGGUUGCUCGUGGUGAGGUCUGAAGAACUGUGAACGCCUUAAGGGGUCCCCCAGUAGAAACUGGAUACUGCCCUUAAGUCUUUUAAGACUAAUAUAAACACGUAUCCAGACAACAAUCCUGAAACAUCAGUGAACCAGUUGAGUCAAAUUCCUUUUUUUUUGCUUACUGAAUACUAUUGUUACAUGAAAUAAAUCGGCCUUUAAAAUUAUUUGCAACUUGUUUACUGACCAACUUAACUCCGUAGCUUCUCUGGCAAGAAGGAUGCUGUAAGCUCCAUCCAGCCUGGUCUGGUUCCCAAGGGAUGAUGCUUCAUUUUGGAAGUGCUCAAGCUGUGUUCCUCUUGACUUGUGCAAAGGUAAAGGGUUACCAUAAUUAAAACUCAGUCCUGUGUGUUCCUGGCACUUUGUUUCAUCUGAGAAA
Messenger RNA from Calidris pugnax (ruff), 2408 nucleotides. RefSeq names its product Rho family GTPase 3 (gene RND3). Gene Ontology annotation, biological process: small GTPase-mediated signal transduction. Gene Ontology annotation, molecular function: GTPase activity; GTP binding. The record is from RefSeq and is a predicted model, not a curated record. Lineage: Eukaryota; Metazoa; Chordata; Aves; Charadriiformes; Scolopacidae. The transcript is spliced from 5 exons. Bases 120 to 854 code for a protein of 244 amino acids.